Messenger RNA from Coffea eugenioides, 1269 nucleotides. RefSeq names its product probable disease resistance protein RF45. NCBI's taxonomy places the organism in Eukaryota, Viridiplantae, Streptophyta, Magnoliopsida, Gentianales, Rubiaceae. The record is from RefSeq and is a predicted model, not a curated record. Bases 1 to 1269 code for a protein of 422 amino acids. Gene Ontology annotation, biological process: defense response to other organism. The transcript has a single exon.
AUGGGGCAAGAACCAAUGAUGGAUGUUGCAGAGCGUUACUUGGAAGAAUUAGCAAAAAGAUGCAUGGUUGAGAUUGAAGUACAUGAGGAGGGGAAGCAUGCAGUAACAAGGUUGAAGUCAUGUCGGUUUCAUGAUCUUGUGAGAGAUCUAUGCUUGGUCAAGGCAAAAGAGGAGAAUUUGUAUAAGGUGGUCGAUAAAAGAACUUCACGAGAUUCUCCUCGUGCGAUUGAUGCGCAUUAUGGUUUAGUCUUUCGUUUGGAUGCAGAGGAUAUCUCUGAACCCAACUUUCCGCCAAAAGAACAAACUAAACAUCUUUGCUCAUUCUUGUGUGAUCCAUCACAAGACAAUUGGGAGAUUUUUUCAGGGUGGAGAACAAUGUCCCAAGUCAAGAAUUUGAAGAUGCUUAGAGUUUUGGCAAUUUUGGCCUUCGAUAUGACCUCCGGAAGUGGUUUUCUCAAAUCACCUCUAAGAUAUGUUGGUAAUUUUAUCCAUUUGAGAUGUUUGAGAUUGAGGUGUCGUCAUAUAAACUUGCCAUAUUCAUUGGGCAAUUUAAGGUACUUGGAAACUCUCGAUUUAUCUGGUAGUCAUCGUUGUAGAAUUCAGAACGUGCUAUGGAAAUUGGGACGUUUGAGAUCCAGACUUGGAGAACCCCACCCUAAACUGCGAUUGAGCAAGCAGCUAGAGAUACUUGAAUCAUUCCAUAACAGAUUUUGCUAUCCUGAAGAUGUAUGCAAAUUAGUGAAUCUUAGAGGUUUCAAAGCAACGGUGCAUAAAAAUUUUGAGGACUUGGAACACAUCAUCAAUCAUAUAUCAAACUUGGAAUGCAUGUGCAUUAGCUCACUUAAAAUCGAGAGCUGUAAUUUUGGCCAGAUCAACUCCAACAAUUCAAAUGACAACAGCAGGGGUUUGGAUGUUCUUUUAAGGGUGUUGUUUAGUAGGAAUAUUCAUGAAUUAGAGAUUGACCGUAGUUUAUGCAAGAAGUUACCGGAUUACCAAUCCCAUAUGUUUCCUGACCCUGCAGGACUUACUCAAUUAAAGCUGCAUACUACUAAUAUUGAGGAAGACCCAAUGGGAACACUCGAGAAGCUUCCUAACCUAAGAAUACUGGAACUUGGGCCAAAUUCUUUUCUGGGCCAAGAAAUAAUCUGCCACUCAAUUGGAUUUCCCCAACUAAAACAUCUCGUGCUUCAUUUUUUGGGUAACUUGAAGCAGUGGAAAGUGGAUGAGGGGGCCAUGCCUAAGCUCUCAGGUUUACGGAUUGAGUACUGA